Poecile atricapillus (Black-capped chickadee) is the source of this 964-nucleotide messenger RNA. It is a transcript of the gene GATC, whose product is annotated as glutamyl-tRNA amidotransferase subunit C. Gene Ontology annotation, cellular component: mitochondrion; glutamyl-tRNA(Gln) amidotransferase complex. Gene Ontology annotation, biological process: regulation of translational fidelity; mitochondrial translation; glutaminyl-tRNAGln biosynthesis via transamidation. The coding region runs from base 28 to 558 and encodes 176 amino acids. The record is from RefSeq and is a predicted model, not a curated record. The transcript has 4 exons. NCBI's taxonomy places the organism in Eukaryota, Metazoa, Chordata, Aves, Passeriformes, Paridae. Gene Ontology annotation, molecular function: glutaminyl-tRNA synthase (glutamine-hydrolyzing) activity.
GCUGUGACGUCAGGCGGCGGAAGCGCCAUGCGCGCGCUGUCCCUCGGGCGGUGGCUCCGCGCCGGGCGGGUCCCCCCGCACUGCGGGCACCGGGCACCGGCACCGGCACCGGCACCGCCGCCCCUCGCCAGGCGGGCCAGCGGGAACAGCAGAAAAACCCAGGAAAUUUCCCAAGGAAGCGACAGCAAUCAGCGGGUCCCGACCAGUGGCUUGGAUUUGGUGCCCUUAAAGCAGAAGGUGUCGGUGGAAGUGCUGGACCACUUGGAGCACCUGGCCCUGGUGGAUUUCAGGGAUGCGGAGGGCGUGGAGCGGCUGCAGAAAGCGAUCCAGUUUGCUGAUCAGCUCCAUGAAGUAAACACCGACGGCGUGGAACCGAUGGAUUCAGUGCUGGAGGACAGGUGUCUGUAUCUCAGAGAAGAUGAUGUGACAGAAGGCAACUGCACUAAAGAGCUGCUGGAAAAUGCCAGAGAGAAAGUAGAGGAGUAUUUUGUAGCUCCACCAGGUAACAUCCCUUUACCAAAGCUGGAAGAACGAGAGACUUUUCUGCAGGGCUCUUAGUGACAGCCCAGAGACCAAAUCCCCAUUCAUUAUUUUAUUUUGGGAAAAUGAAGUUUUGUGCAGUCACAGCUGAAACAUCCUGGCAUGUAUUUUGGUCAAAAGGAGAGCACUUGCAAGACAGAAGAACGAAGGUGUAAAAGUUUAGUAGAGCUGCUGAAAUGUUCAAUGUCUCUGAAGCUGGAUGGCAGCAUGGCAGAUGACCUUGGUGCUUUUAUUUGGCAGAGUGACUUUGCUGUCUGGAGGUGAGAGCAAACCCUUGUCCCACUCUUAAUUGUGUAAUUACUUCAUUAUUUGUUUAAACAUCCAUAAUAUACUCACACAGAUGCAUAAAACAUGUAAUUAUUAUGAUACUUGAAUUCUUUCAAGGGUAUUGAAAUAAAGCCUGUAUUUAACACCAGUAAUCCAA